Messenger RNA from Camelina sativa (false flax), 1999 nucleotides. Lineage: Eukaryota; Viridiplantae; Streptophyta; Magnoliopsida; Brassicales; Brassicaceae. The record is from RefSeq and is a predicted model, not a curated record.
UUCUCUAGAUGACGAAGAUAUAUGGAGGUUUACUUUCUUCCCAUUGCUGUUAAGGAUGAUGGUGACUUAUUGACCCAAAUGAUCCUCUUCUUAUUGCUCUGUGCUACUGAAGUGGAACUCGAGAAGCCGCCCACUUCAAAUUUACUAACACAAAUUUCUAUUUAUUGGUCUUCUUUGUUUUUCUCUCAGGAGGUGGUGCAAAAACCAACAGCUUCUGUCAUACCGUUGUCAAAGGAUCACAACAGUGGCUCCCUGCAGCAAUAUGGAGUGGGUUAGUUUGCACUCAUGAGACGUGCUUAUAGAUAAGUUUGCACUCCUUCUAAUUUAUUCACUGAUCCUUCUAAUUUAUGCACCCAUUUGUGAUUUCUGCUUCUAUUUUUAUAUGAUUUUAUGUUUUGUAUGUUUAAAAGUUUAUGAAUGCAAUAAUAAAAUCUUCAUUGUUUAAAUAUUUAAAAACUAAUUUUUUUUUUUUAACUAAAAACCUCACUUAUAAGAGUUUACCAUUGGAGAAGUACAAUUUUAAUUAACAAACAAAAGGUUCUUAUUUUAUAAAAGUAUACUUUUUAAUACUAAAAAAUGUAAGAACCCAAAAAUAUAAACCUACCAAUAAAGAUGCUCUUAUUUUUUGAACCUCACACUAAAACGAUGCCGUAUCACAUACGUCCUGAGAGAAACUGAAACCUCGUCGUUUCUAGCUCUGUCUGAUUUCGUUUGGCUUUGAGCUUUGUGACCUACUUCUGAUUCCGCCCAUCUCGCAGCUUCAGAUAUGAAGAAAAAGAUGAUAGCUAUUGGUUUUGAGGGUUCAGCUAACAAGAUUGGUGUUGGAAUAGUGACAUUAGACGGUACAAUCUUAGCGAAUCCUCGGCAUACUUACAUAACACCGCCUGGUCAUGGUUUCCUUCCUAGAGAGACUGCACAUCAUCAUCUUGACCAUAUUCUUCCUUUAGUCAUAUCAGCUCUUGAGACUUCUCAAGUAACUCCUGAAGAAAUUGAUUGUAUUUGUUAUACCAAAGGUCCUGGGAUGGGAGCACCGUUUCAGGUCUCAGCUAUUGUUGUUAGGGUCUUGUCACAGCUUUGGAAAAAGCCAAUUGUCGCUGUGAAUCAUUGUGUGGCUCACAUUGAGAUGGGGAGAGUAGUUACUGGUGCUGUUGAUCCCGUUGUUUUGUAUGUGAGUGGUGGGAACACUCAGGUGAUUGCUUAUAGUGAAGGUAGGUACCGGAUUUUUGGUGAGACCAUUGAUAUUGCUGUUGGUAAUUGUUUGGAUCGGUUUGCUAGAGUCUUGAAGCUUUCUAAUGAUCCAAGCCCUGGUUAUAACAUCGAGCAGCUUGCGAAGAAAGGAGAAAACUUUAUUGAUCUUCCUUAUGCUGUUAAAGGUAUGGAUGUAUCUUUCAGUGGAAUCUUGAGUUAUAUUGAAACUACUGCAGAGGAGAAGCUCAAAAAUAACGAGUGCACUCCAGCAGAUUUGUGCUAUUCCCUUCAAGAAACUGUGUUUGCGAUGUUGGUUGAGAUUACGGAAAGAGCAAUGGCGCAUUGUGACAAGAAAGACGUUUUGAUAGUUGGAGGUGUCGGGUGUAACGAGCGUUUGCAGGACAUGAUGAGGACUAUGUGUUCUGAACGUGAUGGAAAGCUAUUUGCAACGGAUGAUCGUUACUGUAUUGACAAUGGAGCUAUGAUUGCUUACACGGGUCUACUCGCGUUUGUUAAUGGUAUUGAAACGCCGAUCCAAGACUCUACCUUUACACAGCGAUUUCGCACAGACGAAGUUCAUGCGGUAUGGCGAGAGAAAGAAGAUUUGGUACUUGGGGAUAAUAAGAACGUUGCUGCUAUUUGAUUCUGUGCCCAUUUGUUUCGUUUUGAGAUUGAAUCUCUCUGUACUCGAUAAAUUGUUUUUUUUUUAUAAGUAGUUAAAGAUUAAAUGUCUUUUAUUAGUCAAAUUAUAUGAUUGUUUUUCUUUUGAUUCGAAUAGUUUCGUGAUGGGUGUAAUAACGCUUUCAAAUUU